AUGAAGUUGACCAGUGAAAAGUUGCCCAAGAACCCCUCUUAUACUUCUCUAUCCCACUUCGCUGCUAAGAAUACAAAAGUCUUCCAGUGGAGAAAGGAAAAGACUGAUCAUUACAGCCAUGCUGAUUUGGUGGAUAAGGCUUUGCAGCUCUUGAAGGAAAGGAUAAGAAGAGGGGAUACUAUGGCAUAUUUCCUACGAGGUCAACUUUAUUUUGAAGAGGGAUGGUAUGAAGAAGCGUUAGAACAGUUUGAAGAAAUCAAGGAAAAGGAUCAUCAGGCAACUUACCAGCUAGGAGUGAUGUAUUAUGAUGGCCUGGGGACGGUCGCAGACUCUGAAAAAGGAGUGGAAUAUAUGAAGAAAAUUGUUGAUUCUCCAUGCCCCAAAGCAAGACACUUAAAAUUUGCAGCAGCUUACAACCUUGGAAGAGCUUAUUAUGAAGGAAAAGGCGUUAAACGAUCAGACAAGGAAGCUGAAAGACUGUGGCUUUUUGCUGCAGACAAUGGAAACCCAAAAGCUAGUGUGAAGGCUCAGAGUAUCCUAGGACUGUAUUACUCAACAAAGGAGCCCAAAGAGCUUGAGAAGGCAUUUUAUUGGCAUUCAGAAGCUUGUGGCAAUGGAAACCUGGAGUCCCAGGGUGCCUUGGGGCUCAUGUACUUCUACGGACAAGGUAUCCGCCAGGACACUGAGGCUGCCCUGCACUGCCUGAGGGAAGCCGCGGAGCGUGGCAACGUCUAUGCUCAAGGGAAUCUCGUGGAGUAUUACUAUAAGAUGAAGUUCUUUACAAAGUGUGUUGCAUUUUCCAAAAGGAUCGCCGACUAUGAUGAAGUUCACGACAUCCGCAUGAUAGCCCAGGUCACAGACUGUCUCCCGGAAUUCAUCAGCAGAGGCAUGGCCAUGGCCUCUUUCUACCACGCACGGUGUCUGCAGCUUGGCUUGGGGAUCACAAAGGAUGAGGCGACAGCUAAACGCUAUUAUUCUAAAGCUUGUCGUCUGAAUCCUGCAUUGGCAGAUGAACUUCACACUUUACUUAUUCAUCAAAGAAUUUAG
Rangifer tarandus platyrhynchus (Svalbard reindeer) is the source of this 1047-nucleotide messenger RNA. The record is from the annotation of a GenBank genome assembly. NCBI's taxonomy places the organism in Eukaryota, Metazoa, Chordata, Mammalia, Artiodactyla, Cervidae.